CCGCCUGUGCCACAGUGACUUGGUCACGUCCCUGCUCUCUGAAUGCUGCAGUAACGUUACUUUAUCACCCUGCUGGCUUUGUAAAGUCUUUAUUUCCCACAUCUGCCGCUGUGGAGGACGCGCUGCUCGCUCUACAGGUUGGUCCACCACAACAUCACCUACAAACUGACCCAGUCUGGACUUUGAUCAGCAUUGUUGACUGAGCAGCCAGGAUCCGCCCGAGCUUUGAGGUCAGAGGUCAAAGAGCCAUGGGAACCAGGAGGGUGCUGGUGACUGGGUGCUCCUCUGGCAUCGGCUUGGCUGUGGCUGCACGGCUCGCCAAGGAUGAGCUCAGACGGUUCAAAGUGGUCGCCACAAUGAGGGAUCUUGGGAAACGAGGGGCCUUGGAGAAAGCAGCAGGUGACAACUUAAACAAAACCUUGGAGAUCAAACAGUUGGAUGCCUGCUGUGAAGCUUCCAUCAGAGAGUGUGUCAACAGCCUGCCGGAGAGACGGGUGGAUGUUCUUGUGAACAAUGCCGGCGUCGGCAUGAUCGGACCACUGGAGUGCCAAAGUAUCGACGCCAUGAAGGAGCUCUUUGACACAAACUUCUUUGGCCUGGCACGGCUGGUGAAGGAGUUGCUGCCUGACAUGAAGCGGCGGCAGAGCGGCCAUAUUGUGGUGAUGAGCAGCGUCAUGGGAAUACAGGGGCUUCUGUUCAAUGACGUCUACUCCGCCUCCAAAUUUGCUGUGGAGGGAUUUUGUGAAAGUCUGGCAGUGCAAGCAAUGAAGUUUAACAUCAAGACGACUCUAGUGGAACCCGGCCCUGUGGUGACAGAGUUUGAAAGGAAACUGUACGAGGAUGCUGAGAAGAUGGAUCUAUCGGGGACUGAUGAGGAGACGGCCAAAAUCUUCCGUGAACUUUACCUGCCAUACUCCGAAAAGGUCUUCGCCUCAUUAGGCCAGACACCAGAGGAAGUGGCUGAGCAAACUGUUAAAGUGAUCACAGCCAAGGAGCCUCCUCUACGCCACCAGACCAACCGCCUAUACAUGCCCAUGACUGCACUGAAGCACGCAGAUCCGACUGGCCGACUGCCUCUGGACACCUUCUAUAAGAUGAUCUUUAAACAUGACAGUGUGUUGAAUGCAACUCUCAGGGUGCUGCGCGUGCUGCAGAGGAGGGCAGGGAAGAAGUAAGGAUUGCACUGAGUUUAAAUGUUAUUUAUAAGGAGACAGUGACUGACUGUGGUAGAUUCACAGUUUUAAGUUUUAAGUGUAGUAUCCGACUCUAAGGAGAGUUUUCUUCUGAGCAGCAAUGAACACGGCACAAACCAUAGGAUGUUGUCUUGUACAAUAACUGCAAAUAAUGUUAAAGGUCCAGUGUGUAGGAUUUAGGGGGAUAUAUUGGCAGAACUUGAAAAUUCGGCUCCCAGUGAAACCUUCCCUGUAGUGAACCCCAGGCCAGACAAUGGUGAAGCGUACUGAUGUUUUCAGAAGUCUUUCAUUAUGUUCAACCAUUAUUAUUUAUUUGAACACCAGCAUUUCCUUCAGAACACAGUGGGGUUAUCGAUAUUCAGUUAAGCCUGCAGCUAUUUUGAGCACGACUGUCGAGUCAGUUAAAACACAUAUCUCCACACAGAAAUCAUAAAUGACACAGAAGGAACAAUAACCGUGAGUUCACACAUGGCUCAUGGGAGAAGUUUCAGCUGGUUGCAGUCUGCAGUCCUCACUGCUAGAUGCCACUAAACCUACACACUGCUCCUUUAAUUCUUCACAUACUGUAAAUAUGCAGGUAAUAUUUAUAGGUCUUCUUUCUUGCUGUGCAGAUCUUUUUUAUUUCUUUGUAACAUUUGUACAGGUAAAUACUGUAUAAUGUCAAAGUGAAAUGUAAAAAUAUAAGCACUCUUCCAUUUUCACUUUUUAUUAAGGUCAUUUAUAUGUUUUAUGUGUUGCAGUGAUUCUAACAAGGAUAUAGUGUAACCAAAACUAGUAAAGUUAGGAAUAUUAUAAUUUAUCUGAUUGGCAGAAAGACAAACAAAUAAAUGUUAGUAAUAAAUGAAUAAUAUAUUAUUUAAUAAAAUAUACAAGCCAUGGUUUUUGUGUUAUUGUAAUGGAUCUAGGGUACUGAGCCAGACACUCUGACACACAAGUUCGCAACCUUUUUCCUUUGGGGACCUCUGUUAUAUUAUUGAGUAAACUGAUGACCCCUGACUAAGUGACAUAUUUUAUAGAUAUUUCAUUAUAUAUUGAAUACAUACCAGUAACAGCACAGAACAUGUUAAAAACUGUACAUUUAACCAAAAUACUGCAUCCAAUAUGAGCAAUUUAGAUGAAUUUUGAGCAGAUUAUUUCCUGUGAAUGUUGCAUUAGAGAUGAGAUUUCCUGUUUUUUUUAGUUGCUUUUCAUACAAUACAUAUUCAUUUUUGAAUUUCUGACAAUCAUGCAUACCUCUUUCUUACAAAUUCACUAUUUUCAUAUACCUGACCCUUGGCCAUUGUUCCACUCGCUCCUCAGGCAGAGAGUGAACGCUCUGCUUGUGUUCAGGUCACGGGCCAUGCCUUAAUAAUCUAAACUUAAAUUUUGUCUAAGCAAUUUCAUGAAGUUUUCCACAGAAAUAGAUGAAAUCCUGAGUUAGAGGUGUAUCGAAACUUUAAAAAAAACAAGUUUUCCAGCACUUGGCCAUCUAAGAAGGCCUUGCAACCCCCUAUGAAGCUUUGGCGACCCCUAGUGGGGGUCGGGACCAACACAUUAAGAACCUGUGUUAGACUCCCCAGCUUCUCCAUAUUUGAAGCCACUAAAACUAAUAACACAAUGUUUGUAUAACAUGCUUCAGGCUAAUGUAUUCCUGGAAUAACAAAACAAUCUGAAUCACCAAUCUCAACUCUCACCCUACCCACAGUACACAUAGACAGGGAAAACUGAUCCUGCUUGGUAGAUGCUCCAAACUAAAAUAUUACCCAAACCUCUGUUGUUUCCGUCAUUGCAAUUAACUGGAAGAAACACUGAGGAGCAAACUGGGCUCAGAAGAAGAGAAACAGUGAGCCCUGUUUGGCUGUCAUGGUAUUUUAAUUGAAAAUAUAUUGUAUCAGUUACUGUUCACUAAACUCACCAUUAUUGCUCUAAUGAAGUAGCACAGCUUUAUGGCGAUCCUUACGGGGGUAUCUCUGCUAACAGUUUGGCACUGUAAUUAACUGAGUGUGGGUUCAAUUGCCUGUGUGGCAAAAUUAAAGAGCAAGCUAAACUUCAAGAUGUAGCCAGUCAUUUUUUGAGCUUAUUUUUAUGAGUAUAAACCUGCACUGGAUGGACGUGGACAUAAGAUUCUUAUACCUAUAUAACCAAAUACAAUAAUCCUGCAACUGUUACUUCCAUUGUGAAGCCUUUCAUGUAAGUUUUGCUGAUGCAGAGAGAUAAGAUAGGUGGUCAUUCACUGAAGUGGUAAUUUUUAUAGGCUUUUAUUUGUAGCUUGUGUUGGUAUGUUGGCAACUGAAAUCUCUUAAAAAUCAAGAGUGUAUUAAUAAACAUGAGUCAAAGACGACCUUUACUGUGGGGCUGUUGUAUUGGACAGAAAAAGUACUUUAAGACUAUAAAACUAUUGAAUAAUUAUCUUUUCAGGUAAUGGCAUUUUCAGCUUUUUUUAAUGAUUAUGAUUAUGAGGACUUGAAUUAAUGAACAUCCUCCUUUAUAAUAUGAAACAAUCACUAAAAAACCAGGACACAAAAAAUGUAGUUCCCUACAGUUUUUAUUAUAAGUAACUUUACAACUUUUGACUGUAGAAAGAAAAACCGUGGCAAAGGUUUUAUGUACAAUGAUUUUGAACUACUUUUAAACAAGUAUAGAAAUUAAUAAUGAUAGAAAAUAUCUAUGACUGUUCUAAUAACACAAGACCAAUAAAAAUAUCAGUCACAGCCUCAGCUUCAAAUAAUGCUAAAUGAAGUACAUUUUUAUUUUUGUCCUUUUUAGUACAUAACAAUCAUUUCAGAAACAUAAGACUUCUCAAGCAAAGAUCUACCCAGAACAAACAUAUGUACAAACAGAAGUUGGGAGGUUGAAAUGUACAAAACACUUAGUGCGACCUGGUAGGGAAAUUGAAAGACCAGUUAUAUAUAAAAAAAUAAAAAACAGAAAACAUUUUUUGUAAGUAAAGUAUGAACUGGACUGUGAACAACAUGUUUCCCAGGUCUGACAAAACAGUAGCCGAGUCUAUAGUGAACAAGAAAAAACAAAUGGAUGAAAAAUAAACUCUAUGACACAACUAGGGGCAGUGUUAGGUCACCACAAAAGUAGUAGCUAGGAGUGGCGGCCUACUAAUUUCUGGUCAUGGUGAAAAUGCAAUGGUUACUUUCUCAAAAAUUCUACUAUCAUCAUUUGACUUUAUGCUGAAAUGUCCACAGUACGUUAAGGCGAGGAUGACCUCCACCCUAUACACUCAGGUCAUGUGGGGGCAAAGAGUUGGUCAGACAUUACACAAGGUGUUAGCUGGAUGACUGGGAGUGUCACCUCAGGAUUCUGUAAAAAGUUUAAGGGUGCAGCACUACAUAGUAGUGUUCUUUCCUUCAGUCUCUUCUAACAAUCAUCUCAAGAUGCAUCUCCGCUGCCCCUGGACUGGGAGCUACUGUAGAUGCAGGAGGAACUGUCCCACUGCAUGCCAUAAAACACCUCCCUGAGGAGUGACAGGGCACAAGCAGUCACAGCCCAGCAGCUACACCCUCACACUGACCACUACUCCACCGCAGACACCACCAGAGACGAGGCGAGAGCGUCAACCUCAACUGCCACAGAUAGUCCAGGAAUGUUUCCAUUUAGUCCACACGAUGUGGGCUCGACAAAUUAAUCUUCUACCUGUCUGUCAUGUGGUUUGACGCUGCAUUGGAAGCUGCUGAAGGCGCAGCAUCCAGAAACAAAACGACAGGCAAAAUGGAGGAAUGUUUGCGGGAAAGGGUGAUACAAAAUAGCAGCUGGUAAGCAUAGCUUAGUACAUCUGAAGUGAUGUUAAAAAAAAGGUAUCCAUGGUUUUCACAAAUAUACAGAGUAUAAAACAAAUGGAACAAACAAAAAAAUAAACAUUAACUAAAAAGGGCAGUGAGAGGCUGAUUUUAAAGGCAAAACAACACAGUUAUUGGGGUUGAAAUGGAGCCAGAGCAGUGACAGUAAAUAUUAACAUCAAAAUAUAAUUUGGCAUUGAGAAAGGAAUCACUGGCAGUGAAAAAACAUUGACUAAAAAAUAAAGGCAUUACAAUUAUAAUUUUUUUUUAUAUAUAUAUUUUUUUGCAUCCUGGUGUGUUUUUCAUUGACAGUUUUCUGAUUUUUUUUCCUAGGCUCCUCUUCUUUCAGUGUCAAUGUUUGUUUUUUUUUAAAUGCGUAGAGUCUUCAGUUUCAACUUCCUGUCACUGUCUUGUCGUGGAAAUGAGGGGUUUGAGGGGAGAGGCAAGG
Molecule: messenger RNA, 5408 nt
Organism: Epinephelus moara (kelp grouper)
Lineage: Eukaryota; Metazoa; Chordata; Actinopteri; Perciformes; Serranidae
Product: retinol dehydrogenase 8
Exons: 7
Coding region: 249-1175 (308 amino acids)
Biological process (GO): estrogen biosynthetic process
Cellular component (GO): cytoplasm
Molecular function (GO): estradiol 17-beta-dehydrogenase [NAD(P)+] activity
Source: RefSeq, a predicted model, not a curated record